CCACCCGUUGGCUCUUGUAAUCGAAACUGUAGCAAAGGAAACCAGACAGGACGGACCAUCCGAACACGACCUGAGUCGGUUCCCAGUACCAAAUCGACUUACGAUUUUCAGGGUUUAGAGGCUUCGUCGUUCCGUUCGAUCCUGAUUUCUUCCAUCAUAUGUGGAAUGGGAGAGGACAGACGAUAAGCACUCGAAACACCUGGUAACCCUAAUAUCCGUUUUUUGUUAUUGGAUAUUUUGAAUCUUGAUAUCGCCUGUUCUUCCAUCAGCAGUAUUUAUUUGUAUCUUAAUUAUCGAUAAGAUUCUGUUCAAGAUUUUGAAAUAAAAUCACUGAAUUCGACCUUGAAAAUCCUUUUCCUCCUGUUGAUCUUGAUUCGGGUUGAAUCCCUUGGUAGAUUGGUGAAGCAGGGAAAUGUAUAACGGUAUUGGAUUACAGACGCCGAGAGGCUCUGGCACUAAUGGCCACAUUCAGACGAACAAGUUCUUCGUGAGGCCGAAGGCUGGAAAGGUUUCUGAAGACACCAGAGGAUUCGAAGAAGAUCAGGGCACUGCCGGUGUUUCCAAGAAACCUAAUAAAGACAUUCUCGAACAUGAUCGCAAGCGUCAGAUUGAUCUCAAGCUUGCCAUACUUGAGGACAAGCUCAUUGAUCAAGGUUAUACGGCCGAUGAAAUUUCUGAAAAGUUGAAGGAGGUUCGCAAGAAUCUGGAGGAGGCUUCAGGUUCUGAGGAAAAAGAUGGGCCUUCUGCCAUCGUAAUUGCAGAUAAGAGGGUAUCAGUUACACAGACUCACCAAAUUGCUGCGAGAAAGGAGGAGCAGAUGAAAACAUUGAGAUCUGCUCUUGGGUUGGGUUCUUCGGACGAUUCGGAAACGCUCAAGGAAGGGAUUUCUGAUUCAUCUAGAAGUGGAAGAGAGGGUCAAGAUGCUGAUACUAAGCGUCGUGAGAAGACGGAACAUUCUUUUUUGGACAGAGAAUUGAACUGGAAAAAGCAUGCCGUUGACGACGAUGAAGAUGACAAAAAAAUGGUUUCGAAAGAGUUGAAAGGUCAUCAGAAGGAUAGAAAACGAAGGGCUAAGGAUGAUUCUUCUGAUACUGAUUCUGGUGGAAAGCAUAAGGGAACCAAGAAGAACAUGAGAGAUAAUAGAAGGAAUGAUUCUGAAAGCGACCUUGACAGAGAUGUUGACAAGAAGUACACCGCCUCAAGAAAGACGAAAAAUAGAAGGCAUGAUAGUGAUGAUUCUUUCGAUGCCGAUUCUGGUGGAGAACGCAAGGGAACCAGGAAGCACCUGAGAAAAAACCGAAGAUAUGAUCUCGAAGGUGACCAGGACAGUGAUGCUGACCAGAAACAUAUCACUUUAAGGAAGCAUAAGAAAAACAGAAAGCACGGUAGUGAUGAUUCUUCCGGUACUGAUUCCGGUGGAAAGCACAAGGAAACCCGGAUGAACAGGAGAUAUACUCGAAGAGAUGAUCGUGAAAGUGAUUUCGACAGUGAUGUUGAGAAGAAAUCCACCACCUCAAAGAAGCAGGGGAAAAACAGAAGGCAUGAUAGUGAUGAUUCUAAUUUAUCUACAGAUGGUGAUGAGUUUGGUAUGGGUAGCCACAAGAAAGGCUCUGGUAGACCUAAAAGUCGAAAGGUCAAGAAGAAGCAAAGAAGCCGAAAACAGGAGUCGACUGAUGAAUCCAAUUCCGACAGUGGGAUUGAUCACAAAGACAGGCAACUAAAGCACAAGAACCAGCAUGGUAAAGGAUAUGGAGUAGAUAGUGACAGCUCUGACCACGACAAUUCUGGUUCCGAUUUUGGUCGUGACGAGAAUAAGCAUAGGUAUCGUAGCAAUAGUACAGGAAAACCCAAGGUAGACAGGGAACCCAAAUCCAAGAGUUCAAGAAAGCAUCCUAAGGAAGACAUUGGGAGACGCAGACACGAUACCGAUGACGAUGAAAGUGGUGGUAAGACAGUCGCAAAGGAAAAAAUGGCUGCGGCUAAAAGGAAAUAUGAUGACAGUGAUGAUUCAGAUGAUAGAAAGUACCAUGGUAAACACAAGAGAGCUAAGAAACAUUCUUCCAGUGAUGAUUCUGAUCUAGAGAAUAAUUUGUACAAAUCUAGUCAGCAUACGAUGAAAAGCAAGAGAAAGUUCGAUGAAGGUGGUGAAGAUAACCAGCGAGAAGCGAAGUCUAGAAGUCGAAAAUCUACACGAGAGUCGGAUUUCCAUGGGGACCCCAAGAAAGAACCUGAAUCAAACAGAAGAACUGGCAGUCGUCGGUGCGACGAGGCAAGGGAUGGACGGUUCAGGGACGACUCCAAAAUGGAUAGAAAGUUGACUCGAACAGGAAGGAGAUUUACAGAAGAAGAAGAGCAUGGAAGUACUCGUCAUCGGAAAGCUAACGAGUCUCGCCGGGGCAGUAGGACUGAUGAAGAUAUUGAAGAGGAAAAAAGGCAGAGCAGAUAUGAGGAGCAUAGAGGGAGAAAACAUGAAAGAAGGUAACGGUUCCAUGUUCUUCGUAGUUUUGGCUUAUUGUCUGUAUAAACUCUCUCUACAACUUGAAUCAUGAUGUUUCUACUUUUAUGUAAUGAAACAACUUCAUCUCUUAGGUUGAAAUUAUAUGCUUUAACUAGUUAAACUA
This is a messenger RNA of Cucurbita moschata (crookneck pumpkin), 2621 nucleotides long. RefSeq names its product dentin sialophosphoprotein-like. The record is from RefSeq and is a predicted model, not a curated record. The transcript is spliced from 2 exons. Lineage: Eukaryota; Viridiplantae; Streptophyta; Magnoliopsida; Cucurbitales; Cucurbitaceae. The coding region runs from base 413 to 2482 and encodes 689 amino acids.